AUGGCAGAUCAAUUGAAUGCAUCCUUCAUUAAACAGUCCGAGGAUAUAAUUCAAUAGAAGAAAGAAGAAAUUCUUUAGUUCUUUGAUCAGAAAGGCUACAAGGCUGAUUCAGCAUUUGACGAUUAACUUUGGUUUUUUCCAGAAAUCAAUUAGGACUAAGAACACAUUCUAUGGAAGGUGAUAAGUGAUACAAUUGGACAAGAUUAAGUUUACGAUGAGAAUGUAGGGUUUUUCAUUUAAUUAGUUUGCAUCAGAAGCAACCAUUGAUACCUUUGUAUAGAAACUAUUGGAUUAAGCAAAAAUGAUACAUUUGAAAAUACUUGAUUUCCAAAAAAACAUUGAUUAUUUCAAGGAUGAACUUACCAAUUUUGAUAGGUUUUCAAAAGUCAUUGAAGCUAGUAAUAAAAACUAAAAUAUUUAUCUUAGAUAAACCUGAAUAUAAUCAAGAAAAUGCAUUAGUCAUCUCCUUUGUAGAUCAAGUCAAUUAGAUAAGCGAAAUGUAAAAAGUAUCAACCAAGAUCUAUUGUAUAGUUUUAUAAGCUGAAAUACAAAGUUGGAACAAUUCAUUAAAAUUAUCAACCACUGUAUCCAGAGAAUUCAAAUCGAUCUACAUGCGUCUCUCUAGAUAAUACUAUAGAUUCUUUAACCCUUGUUGUGAUGGGAAAACGACUCGAUAAAAAUUUGGGAGAUGCCAGAACUUUGGGAGAAGAUUUUAAAGAACUUGCUCAAAUUAAAAUUCCUAUUCUUGAUAUCUAUCAAUAAAUUAGACCAAGACAUUUUGCACUCCCAACUAUACCAUAAUGCUACUUGAUAGUAAAUUACUAGGACUAAAGUUUGGAUGCUCCUUAUAUAGACAAUGUCACUGUAAACCUAAGAUUUGAUGUGAGACUCUCAUAUGAUGAUAGAAUCAAUAUUAUCAAGUAACAAAAAGAAUUUAAGAGUGGGUUGAUUGAAGUAAUCUAAUCAUAUUAAUAAUCUCUAGAAAUUCUAAGAAAAACUCAAACUAAGAUUAACUCAGAUGGAAUAGCUUUUGUGUCCAUUCAAAUAGAAUCCCAAAUUAUAAUACGUAACUGCUAAGGGAAUAGGAUUGAAAUAGGAUUUCAAAGAUGAACCUAUUAAACCUAAAAAUGAUAGAAAUAAGGAAGACAUAAAACCACCUAAGGAAAGGGAAACAUGUUGCAUAAUUUAAUGAAUAAAUAUGAUAUCUUCAAC
Messenger RNA from Paramecium octaurelia, 1212 nucleotides. NCBI's taxonomy places the organism in Eukaryota, Ciliophora, Oligohymenophorea, Peniculida, Parameciidae. The record is from the annotation of a GenBank genome assembly.